CCAAACAGACCCACUUGGCCUGGCCAUCUCCGGAUCUCCCUUCCCGGGACGCUACGCCACGCCACGCCACGCGCCUAGGCCAGCCUGAGCCAGCCGCGCGCGGCCGCCCCGCCUUCGAUUUGCUUCCCACCGCCCGCGACACGUCAUCUCCUAGUCGCGCAGGCGCAGCAUCGAAUCCAGCUCGUCCCCUUCCCCGCGCCGCAGCCGCGGAUUCCCCCUCGGGAGAGAGAUCCGGCCCUUGGCGCGCGCGGUCGAUCGCCGGAGACAGCGGCAUGGGGCUCUGGGACUCGCUCCUCAACUGGCUCCGAAGCUUGUUUUUUAAGCAGGAGAUGGAACUCUCCUUGGUUGGCCUACAGAAUGCUGGGAAGACAUCUCUAGUCAAUGCUGUUGCUACUGGUGGCUACAGCGAGGACAUGAUUCCAACCGUAGGCUUUAAUAUGCGGAAAGUUACCAAGGGCAAUGUCACAAUUAAACUUUGGGAUCUUGGUGGGCAACGGAGAUUCCGGACUAUGUGGGAGCGCUACUGCCGAGGAGUUUCUGCCAUUCUAUAUGUGGUGGAUGCUGCGGAUCGGGAUAGUGUCCCAAUAGCGAAAAGUGAAUUGCAUGAUCUGCUGAUGAAACAGUCUUUAGCUGGGAUUCCCUUGCUUGUCCUUGGCAACAAAAUUGACAAGUCAGAAGCGCUUUCUAAGCAGGCUUUGGUUGACCAACUUGGAUUAGAAUCAAUACAGGAUCGUGAAGUUUGUUGCUACAUGAUCUCCUGUAAGGAUUCUGUGAACAUAGACGUUGUCAUUGACUGGCUUAUCAAGCACUCUAGAACAGCAAAGUAGCUUCUGUGUGUUUAUAUCACUUUAUGCACGGUGAUUUGAGUCUUCCUGUGAAUCACCUCCUGUUUCCUGGUCCAGUUGUUCAAAGCGACCACCUUGUAAUCUAUGAUCUCUUUGGUUUCAGACAAACAGUAUGGUGUCUAGUACUUGAACAUCUCAACCUUUGCACUCCUUUGUAAAUACCUUUGAAUAUUUUAUUAUUCUUUAUUGUGGGCGUUUAGUGUUUUUUUCU
Setaria italica (foxtail millet) is the source of this 1056-nucleotide messenger RNA. Its product is annotated as ADP-ribosylation factor-like protein 8c. The transcript has 6 exons. Lineage: Eukaryota; Viridiplantae; Streptophyta; Magnoliopsida; Poales; Poaceae. The record is from RefSeq and is a predicted model, not a curated record. Gene Ontology annotation, molecular function: GTP binding; GTPase activity. Gene Ontology annotation, biological process: protein transport. The coding region runs from base 273 to 827 and encodes 184 amino acids.